This is a messenger RNA of Cavia porcellus (domestic guinea pig), 2059 nucleotides long. RefSeq names its product podoplanin (gene Pdpn). The record is from RefSeq and is a predicted model, not a curated record. NCBI's taxonomy places the organism in Eukaryota, Metazoa, Chordata, Mammalia, Rodentia, Caviidae. The coding region runs from base 327 to 803 and encodes 158 amino acids. Gene Ontology annotation, biological process: regulation of myofibroblast contraction; positive regulation of epithelial to mesenchymal transition; Rho protein signal transduction. Gene Ontology annotation, cellular component: apical plasma membrane; lamellipodium; filopodium. Gene Ontology annotation, molecular function: protein-folding chaperone binding; chemokine binding; signaling receptor binding. The transcript is spliced from 6 exons.
AUCGCUUUGGCGCCAGCCAAACAGAGCCGGGGGCGGGCCCAGCGGCCGGGGGGCGGGGGGCCGAGACCACCUCACGCCCACCGCUCCCCGCCCCGUCGCGUCGCCGGGAUAAAUGCAGGGUUCGUUCCUGGUGGCCGCCGCAGAGUUUGCUCCGCGCGCGCUCUGGGCCGUGCAGCUGGGCGCCUCUGCUGCGCGCUGACUCCCCCCCCCCUACACCCCCGACGCGUGUCCCCGGGCCGGGCCUGCGGUCGCCGAUCUUCUCCCCUGCGCCCACCCUGUCCCGAGCCGGAGCUGCUGGCCUCCCGGAGAACCAGCCGGCCGGAAAGAUGUGGGCGACUCCGGUGCUGCUCUGGAUCUUGGGCAGCGCGUCGCUCUGGGUCCCGGCACAGCCAGCCAGUGUUCCUGGGCUGGAAGAUAUUGUGACGCCAGGUGUAGACAUUGGCAAGGUGAACCCAGGCAAAGAAGACCACUUGACAACCGUGAGUGGCUCUGCAGUGCCACAGCCAUCUCCUCAUGUGACAGCUUGGGUGCCACCAAGUACAGAACAUACAACACAUACUGGUUUUGAGGAUGUGUUAACCCCGGGAAGCUCAACCCAUCGUCACCAGAAAAGCCAGGCGACCACAGCUUCACCUAUGGUGACCAGUACCACAUCAGGGAAUAUAACUCAGUCAACACAGAUAGCCGUUGGCAAAGAUAGUUUGUCAGCGGGGACCCUGGCUGGAAUUGUCUUUGGGAUCUUAUUUGCCUUCGCCUUUCUCGGUUGCAUCCUGUUUCUAUUUGUACGGAAAAUAUCCAAAUGAUUCUUGUCCUAGGGGUUGGAGGAUCGAGUCCUCUGCCAACGUGUUUGGCAGAAGAGUGUGUGGCUUCCCCUGCUCCCUGUCCCCCAGCUCGUGGGAGAAGAUGACCCGUGGACCACUCACACAAGCCCCUCAGAAUCCAUGGGGAUUCUCCCUCCUGCCAAAAGCAGCCGAAGGAAAGAUAAUUCACACGACUCGACUCCUCCAAGCAUCUGCCUUUUCAAGACAUUUUUAACUGUACAUUUGAGAGACUAUCUUUUAAACACAAAGCACAUGGAAAAGGAGACGGAAGUAUAAACUGAUUUGUCCCCAAGACAAUAGCAUUCAAUCGAUGUUAGUGACUGCUCAUGUCUUACUCAUGUCUUCGUUCUGUUUUUGUUCAAAUGCAGUGGAAUCUGGAAAUGUUUAUAUCCGUGGAGACUGUGGUCCUGAGCUCUGCCAGACUUUGUAAUUCCCGAUCUUUUGAAAUGUACACAUCCCACUCUAGUUUGGUCUGCUUUUUACAACCUGAUUGGGUAUGAACAAGCUUGGAUAAUUACGAUAAGCAGCUGCUUUUAGGGGGAAUCCAGAUAGGUUUAAUACAUUUUAGUUCACAAACAGGAAGUCUGUACUUUGAGGAAGAUAUUUUGUUUCUGGCAAAAAGGUUACCAAGCAACGUCUAGGCCAGUGAUAACUGCAUGACUCAAAAGAUGUGUUUGCUGGGUAUGGUGGCGUACACCUGUAAUCCCGGGACUCAAGAGGCUGAGGCAGGAUGAUCCUGUGAGUUUGAGGCCAGCCUGAACUGCAUAGCAAGACCCUAUCUCAAAAAGACAAAAAAAAAAGUGUUCCUACCUGCCCUCUCUGCUUCCUUCAACUAUUAGUGAAAGCAAAGGGGCAGUGUUUUUGCUCCCCUGGGACACAAAUGUUGACUCUUUGUCCUGGCAUGUGGCGAUCACAGUCCCACAUACCCAGGAAAUUGCUGGAUACCCCACGGUACUAGACAGUCAACUGUUCUAGAAACCACGAACCAUGCUGGAUCCCCAGGCAGAAAGAAGCCCCGUCUAUGUGAGCCUUCGGUGGGGAAACUGCCUCCAAGGAACGAUAAGCAGGACAAAAAUAAUCUUGCACAAGUUUGUUUUUUUUUAAACAGCUGGAUUUAAAGAUAUGAUUUAAAAAUAAAAGACAUUCUUGGUGUUUAUGACAUCCUGAAUAUUUCACUGGGAUCACAUUGAAAAAAUCAAAAUAAAGGGGCACAAGGGAUCUGGUUGGUCCCAGCACAA